AAGGGGGGAAAAAGAGAAAUAACACCACCACCACCAAAUCAAGAAAUCAAAAUUAGGGUUUACAAAUUCGGGUAUACAGAACCAUCCGCCGGAACCCGAACAACAAACCACCAAUCUCCGAUCAAACUCACGGUGUCGCCGCCGUAAUCCACCCUUCUCCGUCACCUCCACCCCUAACAACAACCUCUUCCUUCAACAGAUUCCAUUUCGACCCCAACGACGUCGUAUACGCUCUCAAUUCAUCCAAUUGGUGCACCGUUUCUGAAACCGGGUCAACGGGAAUGAGUCCGACCCGAGAAACAGGGCAGGUGUAAAAGUGGAAAUAUCUCUUGACAAAGAAGUUUGGCGUGACGUUUGGUACCCUGCAACAAUCGUUGAAGAUUUGGGCAACAAUUUGUUCUCGGUUGAAUACAAUUUCUCGGGGCGCAAUAACGCAUCGAAGCUUCGUAGAGUUACCGUAGAUCAUCUUCACAUUCGUCCCUCGGUUCCUCAAACUAGGGUUACAAGUUUUGGGUUGUUAGAAAAAGUCGACGCUUUUGUCGAUUUUGGCUGGUGGAGCGGUGUAAUUACUAAAAAACUUGCUGAUAGUAGAUAUGUUGUGUAUUUUAAACAUACGAAUAGCGCGAAAGAACUUAGUCAUCUGGAAUUAAGACCGCAUGUAGAAUGGAAAAACGAUGUUGAACAUGAUGAAUUACGAGAAACCGUUUCCUUAAACUUCACAAACACGAUUGAGGACACAACUACUUGUCUUGAUAAACGAACUUCGAUUAUAACAUCAAUGAAGAGAGCAAAACCAACAAAUCGUGGUGGUAAUUUAAAGCCUUCUAAGAAAUCAAAGGCUGCGGUUACCGGUGAUGAUCCACGCCUAUCAAAUGGUGGUCAAAGUAAAGAAGUAAGCACCCCGGAUGUUGGUCAAACCUUUGACCAAGCAGAAAAUCUUUCUAGUGUAAAGAAAAAGCCUGGUAAGAAAUCGAAGGCUGUGGUUACUGGUGAUGAUCCACGCCUAUCAAAUGGUGGUCAAAGUAAAGAAGUAAGCGCCCCGGAUGCUGGUCAAACCUUUGACCAAGCUGAAAAUCUUUCUAGUGUAAAGAAAAAGCCUGGUAAGAAAUCAAAGGCUGGGGUUACCGGUGAUGAUCCACGCCUAUCAAAUGGUGAUCAAAGUAAAGAAGUAAGCACACCGGAUGUUGGUCAAACCUCUGACAAAGUUAAAAAUCUUUCUAGUGUAAAGAAAAAGCUUGGUAAGCGAGAAAAAGGUGUUGAUCCGAAGAGUCCUACGAGUACUUCUGCAAAAAAGAAGGGUAAAUUAUCGGCUGAUUCAAGAGGCUCGGAAACUUUACCUCAAGCUGCAGAAGAGUCGACUCUUACAACCACUCCAAACGUUGUCGAGAAACAACCCGUUACCAUAAAUUCUCCUAUUCCCGUGAUUUUGGGUUUGCAAUGUCACAAUGUAACAGUUUUAAAAAGCAAGAAACCUAAGCAGUUGACAUCUAAAAGUCCUCAAAACGUGGUUGAACCCAAUGAACCUCAGUCAGGUGUUCCGUUAUCACCCAAAGCAACAGGCAAUCAGGAAACAGAGGGUGGCACGAUAACAAAAAAGAAGAGAGGAAGGCCGUUCAAAACACAACCAAACAACCUCGAGACUCCCUUAGCCGUAAAUGAUCCGAACGAAGAUGCCAGUGUAAAGAAGGUGCCAUCUACAAGAGGAAUAGAGUUACCUUUACAACAGGAGAUGUAUAGUAAACCAGUAAAAGGAAAACGAGGAAAACGGCGAAUGAUUAGUUUAAACAGUACGUCUUCACCACAAGAUGUUCAAGAUUCGUCGACACGAAAAGAAAAAGAAAAUUCUGAAAUUAAUGUUGAGAAGUCGAUCGACACCGUAUCCGACGAUCAACCGCUUUCAAAGUGGUUUCAUGGAAAGCAGUCGUUAGCAACUCUUGAAUCCACAGGCAAGAAACCACUGGAAAAUUCUAAAUCUCUACCCGCUGUGACAAACGGGGAUGGUCAAACGUUGACUUUUGAAAAACGGAGUUCACUUUGGGAAACAAUCGAGUCAAUGGAAGCGUUCCGUGUGUUCCCACAAAAACCACAUUUUCGCCCACUCGAUGAUAUUAAAGAAAGUGCUCGCGAACGCCACGCAAUCAAUAAAAUGGUUGACUUUUCAGGCGUUUUUGAAGACACACGUCGCUUACGGAUUGACCAUCCAAGAACCCAAAUCGAAGAUCUCUUGGAGACUCUUUUAGAACUUGAAACUCACGGUUUUAAUAUUGAUUUCAUAAGGAACCGUUUGACGGAGUUGAUCUCUUUCAAGGACAAACGGGAAGGGCUCGAAAGUCAAUCAAAAGAAGUCAAAGUUAACGUCGAUAAUCAUCGCGUUGAAGUACAAAAACUCGAUAAAGAGCUUGAUUCAAUUGAUAAACAGAUGACCGAUUUGCUGGAAACACGCGAUCGGGUUUCCAAGGAGAAAGAGAAAAACGAUUCAGAAAUCGCUGGUUUGGAAAGCGAAAUUGAUAAAAUCGAAGAAGGUUUGCGAGAAUGCCGUCGCAAAUUCGAUGAAUUAGCGACUGCUUCUUUCGUUUGAGAAUAUUUAAAAAUGAGUUGCGAUUAGCGACUGCAGUCUUAUGGAAUUGAGUUUGGUUAGUCGGUUUGUAGUUGUUUUCGUAGUGUAACGAAUGCUUAUGAUCGGGCCAGGCUAACAUUGUGUUAUAAAUAUUAAUUAAUGUGGCCCAUAGUUAUUAGUUUCAAUCGGGUCUUAAUCGGGUCGGGUUUAUAGAUUAAAAAUUAAAAUAGUGGUCUUUUAUUGCA
Messenger RNA from Helianthus annuus (common sunflower), 2802 nucleotides. RefSeq names its product DUF724 domain-containing protein 2. The record is from RefSeq and is a predicted model, not a curated record. The transcript is spliced from 10 exons. Lineage: Eukaryota; Viridiplantae; Streptophyta; Magnoliopsida; Asterales; Asteraceae. Bases 779 to 2578 code for a protein of 599 amino acids.